Molecule: messenger RNA, 321 nt
Organism: Leptosia nina
Lineage: Eukaryota; Metazoa; Arthropoda; Insecta; Lepidoptera; Pieridae
Source: the annotation of a GenBank genome assembly
AUGAUUAGCAAAAUCAUCGCUUUCGGAGCUUUCUUAGCCGCGGCAAAGGCAGGACUUCACGGUCAUGCUGUGUCGUCUCAAAGCAUUGUGCGUCAUGACACCGGAUACGCUGGCGCCGGUUAUGCUCCGUUAGCCUACGGAGGACACUAUGGUGCAGCUUCUUACAAUUAUGACGGACACGACACCUAUAUUCAACGCAGUAGUACAGAACUCCGCACCAUCUGCCCACCCCCAAGUCGGCUACCACCACUACUGAACAAUGAACUCCUAGAAAAUAAACACCAUUCUGUAUAUAGUACGAAUAACUUAAUAAAUUUGUAA